Messenger RNA from Triticum aestivum (bread wheat), 521 nucleotides. Its product is annotated as probable amidase At4g34880. NCBI's taxonomy places the organism in Eukaryota, Viridiplantae, Streptophyta, Magnoliopsida, Poales, Poaceae. The record is from RefSeq and is a predicted model, not a curated record.
AGGACAGCGUUGGACCGAUGUGUCGGACAGUGUCGGAUGCAGUCCAUGUGCUGGAUGCCAUCGUCGGCUACGACAAGCUCGAUGCCGCGGCCACUCGAGCAGCAUCCAAGUACAUACCUUACGGCGGAUAUCUGCAGUUCCUGAAGAAGGAUGGGCUGAGAGGGAAGAGGAUUGGCGUCCCCAAUGUAUUAUUUCAACAAGGACUUGGAGAGAAGCAGAUGAGGGUGUACGAACAGCAGCUUGGCAGAAUGAGGAAACACGGAGCCGUGGUGAUCGAGAACCUUGACAUCGGCAUCGACAGUCAAGAUAUUGUUUCCUAUGAGUGGACUGCCAUGCUGACGGAGUUCAAGUUGAGCAUAAACGAGUACUUGGCGGACUUGUCCUACUCUCCAGUCCAUUCUCUUGCAGACAUCAUAGCCUUCAACAAGGCGCAUCCUAUAGAGGAGAGGCUAAAAGAUUUCGGGCAACACAACCUUAUCUUAGCCCAAAAUACAAAUGGCAUUGGUCAUGUUGAGAGAGCU